Messenger RNA from Stylonychia lemnae, 3621 nucleotides. The record is from the annotation of a GenBank genome assembly. NCBI's taxonomy places the organism in Eukaryota, Ciliophora, Spirotrichea, Sporadotrichida, Oxytrichidae.
AUGCUUAAAAAUGAAAUAAAAGUUGGAGAUUUUUUCCAGGCUAAAAAUAAGCAUGAUAACUUUAAGUCAAUGAAAAAAUAUUUAACACUUAGUUUGAAUCCUCUUCAAAUCUCGGAACAGGAGAAUAGAUAUAGGAGGAAUUUCAAUGAGACAAGUGUCGUAAAAAGCAAGGACUACAUUUAGCAUAUCAAUUAAGUGAUCAAUGAGGUGUAAUAAAUUUCUAGAAAUAUAGAAGAUAAAGUUGAUACGAUGAAUCUAAAGGAAUAAUAGGAUAAAUUAUUCUAAAAUUAUGAAGAUUCUAUCAAGUAAUAAAAUGAUUAAGUAGGGAAGAAGAGACGAGAAAGGAAAGUACUUAUUGAUCAAAUUAAAGCAAUUAAGAUCACUAAUGGGUUUGAUUAAGUGGUAGAUUAAGUAAGUUUGUGGUCUAAGGAUAGAGGAACACUUAUUUAAAAACUUUGGAAAAGCUUUAAGAAACAGCUUAUUGAAAACCUUGUUCAAUAUCUAAAUCAUCAAAAAAUCAUGCAGCAUGAAUUGAUUUAAACUGUUGAUGAUACUCUUCAGAUAGUUGAGGAGUAAUCUCAAAAGCUGAUGGAAUCUCUGACCAACUAGAAAAAAAUAGAAUUUUAACAUUAGCAGCUGAAAGAAGUUUUUGCUACUUGCGCUAAUUUAUUUCACUAAGAAGAGGAUAAAAAUACUUAAUUAAGAGAACGAGUAAAAGAUUUAGAGAGGUUGAUAAAGCUUUGGCUUCCUAAUAUUGAGUCAUACAACUUUAGUCCUGAGAUAAUAAUUAGAUUAAGACAUACCUAAGGUAAGGGCAAAGUUUGGGGAAUGUCGAAUGAUUUGGUGGGAGAUCUUCAACUUAGAGAUCAAAUGAUGGAUAGACUAAAUCCAUAAUAAUUCUGGGUCAAAAGUGAUAUUGAGAGACUAAUUCAAGGAUCUUUAGUCGUUACAAAUGAUAAAGUAAAUUUGAAUUGUUGUAAACUAUCAUAGAUUGAAUGUGAACGACUAAAUUAGGAGCUGGUUAAGUUGAAUUCAGUAUUGCAUAACAAAAGACUCAAAUGUAAGGAGUUGAAAAUGGAUCUCAGCAAAUAAAAAAGAAAUAUGGAGCUUCUUGUGGAAGAUCUUGAAAAUGAAAAAAUAAAGAACUUGGAUUUUCAGGUUAUCAGACAUAAAUUAACUAAAAUGAUGACAAUAGAGAAAAAAGAAAAAUAGCUUUAGUGUGAUCUUGGUGGAAGUGGUCCAGUUGUUAAGGCUAAGCAAGGAGAAGAUAAAAAUAAGAUUAGGAAAGUACUGACACUUAACAACCUUACACAUGUAGGAAGCAAUACUAACUCUCCUAGGAAAUCUAAUGGCAUUCCUAUUGAUUAGAUAAUGGCUAAAGUUAUUCAAAAGCAUGGAUUAGCUACAAAUAUGUCUAUAAUUGAUCAGCAUGCUUAAGAAAGUAAAUAAAUUUUAAAUAAUCAUAGGAGAAAUUCAUCGUUAAAAACAAUUAUACCAAAGUCACCCACAAAGUAGCCUGAAUUUGUGAUGAAUUAGAUAUAAGAGCUAAAACAAGAACCUCUCCCAAUAUAUUAUAAAGAAAAAGCGUAAUAGCUGCUUUAAGUUAUAUCAAGUAUGAUGAGUAAACUUGUAGUAUAGCCUUACAGACACAUCAAAGAUCUAUUCUUAGAGGAAAUUCUGGCAAUCAAUUCUAAUCCAUAGAAAGCUAGUGAGAUAGCUGAGGAAUUUUGCAGAAUUAUCCUUGAGGUGCAUAAUAAAGAUUCUAGAAUCAAGCUUUUGAAGUAAUUUUUAGGGCUUGGAGAGUAGAGUUAAUUUACCUAGCCAGUUGGCCAAGGUUUAGUUAAUCUUCUAUAAGAUACUAAUUUGGCUUUUGAUGAUAUUUUCACAGGGGAGAUUUAGCAACUAGGGAUAGAUUUGGAAUAAGGAAUAAAUAUGAUUAAAUCUAGGGUAAAAAAUAAGCUAAGUUCAAAUACUCAGGUUAAGAUAAUCAAUAAGUCAAUUGAAAAUAUCAUUUAAUAGAGCUAAGUUUAUGUAAAAGGGUAGGUGUAGAAGUUAAGCAAUCCAUAAUAUGUGCAUGAUUACAGGUUUAUAUAAGCUAUUAAUAAGGCUGAAAAAAAGUAAAAUUAGGAUGAGCCUUUCCAUUCUCUACUUAUAAAGAAAAAUAGCAGAGUUGAAGUUGAAGAUUUUAUUGAAUAUCUCAAUGAAGUUUUAAAGAUAAAUACUCUUGAUUUUGUAAAAGACAUCCAUCUAUUUUACAAUUAAUACCUGGAUAAAUCAAGAAGAGAAUUUAUUGGGGGAUUUGAGUUGCAUAAUCUAUUUGACAUGAAUAUAAGAAUCGAAAUUCCAUUGCUUGUUUUCAUAAAAGAGACAACCAACUCAAUUAUUGAAUUUGAUAAUGCUGUUAAUUAAGAACUAGAGAAAAUUUUCAAUAAAUUCAAUGCUUCUUAGCCUUAAUAAGAGAGAGGUCUUGCUAUUUAUACUUUCUAGUAAGCCAUCAGAUACAUGAUUGUAGCUUUGCCUCAUGGAAGCUAGAAGGAAGCUAGUAUAAGUUUAAAGGAAAUUUGUGAAUAUGUAGAUAAAAAAAAGAAUAAAAAAUUCAUUUUAAUUGAGGAGUUUCUACAAUUAUGCAAGGACUUUGAAUUUUUUGAGACUUUAGAAGCUCUUAAAGUUUAUAAUGAUUAGAAUCUUAAGAAAUUUCAAAUAAUGCAAAAGCAGUCUACAAACAAUAUACUCACUUUAAAUACUAAAAAUCCUGAAAAAAAGGUGAAAGUUACAUCUUUGUAUGCUGAUUAAGCAAACGAAGGUAGAAAUGGUGAUAAUAAUGGAGCAAUAGACCGAGGAAAAUCAUCUUCAAGAAAGCCAAGAAAACUUCUGAGGGGUAAAUCUUACAUCAAUAAUAUAUAAGAAUCCAAACAAGAUAUUGCUUUAGAAGAAAAGCAUACUGCCUCGGCAAGGAAAAGUUCCAUGGCUGAAAAAGUAACAUCAGAAAUUAAAUCAAAUGAAAGCUCUAAAGAAAGGAAUAUUCCUACUCAAGAUGGCUAAACACCUCAGAUUAUGAUUAAUAAAGAUAAAGAGGAAAGUGAAAACAGCUUAUCUCAAUCAAAAUCACCACAAACUAUGAAAGCUACAGAUUCAAAUUAAAAAGAACGAUCCAUUGAAAAAUUUGAGCUGCCUAGACCAAAUUUAUCUCCAGUAUAUUUAGAUCUAGAUUAUAUGAAGAUCAAUGUUAAAAAUGUUGAUGAAAAUAGCGAGAAAAACUCAGUUCGAUCAUAGUUGAGUCACAAAUUAAAUGAGAGUAAUAGCAGUAUCAAUUUAAAGAAAGACAUUAAGAAAAACUUUAUUACCCCAACCUUUAAGCUAAAUAAAAAAAAUAAACCCCCAAUAGCGGUGGAAAAAUCGGAGGGAAAUCAAUCUGCUCGAUACAAAGUUAUGAAUUCAUAGAAUUCGAGAUAUCUAUUGCAAAAGAGAAUGAGCACGCCUUCCUCGAGCACAACAUUAGUUGUGCACUAAUCCCCUGUCAUAAAACCUGGAAUUAUUCUCUCUUAAAAAGGAGAGGCUCUUUCCUUGUUUAAGAAUAUACCUAUUGGAGGAAAUCUAACUAUUACAGGAAAUAAAAUUUGA